AUGCAAAAAGAACAGGAACAAUGUACAAUGAGAGAAAAAAAACGAGUUGAACUAUUCUUUAAAGAAAAUGAAAUAAAUGGCAAAAAUUUAGAAACAAAUUUAAAAGAAUUAGAAAAACUCAUUAAAGAAAGAGAUGAAUUAAGGAAGCAUAUAGACGAACUUAUUAAAGAAAGAAGAGGAUUUAAAAUGAGCAUCGACAAAUUUAAAAUUACACAAACAUUCAUUGCUCAAUUAAUAACAAAACUUUAUAGAGAAAGAAAUGAAUUUGAAAAUCUA
Molecule: messenger RNA, 276 nt
Organism: Racocetra persica
Lineage: Eukaryota; Fungi; Glomeromycota; Glomeromycetes; Diversisporales; Gigasporaceae
Source: the annotation of a GenBank genome assembly